Schistosoma intercalatum is the source of this 2255-nucleotide messenger RNA. The record is from the annotation of a GenBank genome assembly. NCBI's taxonomy places the organism in Eukaryota, Metazoa, Platyhelminthes, Trematoda, Strigeidida, Schistosomatidae.
AAAAAAGUAAAAGAUGGGUUCAAGAGAUUCUUAUUUUUAUUUAAAACUAAGUAAAUAAACAUUGACUUUAGUAAUAAAAAACAAACAAAAUGAUAUAUAAACGGAUUGAAAUGAUCAAAUUUCUAUCUUAAAUGAUGACAGAUCUAUAUGAAUAUUUCUAUCAUUAAAGAUUCAUCAAGUAUAUUAUGAAGUGUAAUAAUUAUCAUUUGUUAAGAUAUUGGUUGAAUUUAUUUCACAGUUGAUAAUAUUUCUUUAAACACUAUCUUCACACUUAUUCAUAUAUCAAAUAUAUAUACAUAUAUAUAUAUAUAUAUAAAGAGAGAGAACUUCUUUGAAUGAAUUUAUAUCGUUUUGCAAGUCAAAUUCUUAAUGAAAAAGAAUUCGAUCUUAGAUUAUUACGUCUAGGUCGUUUUCAACCUUGGGGAUUUCGAUUUAAUAAAAAUCAAGGACGUCUAUGGGUAUCUGAAGUAUAUCCUUGGUCUCCAGCUUUUGGUUGGCUUGAGAUUGGAGACGAAAUUCUAGAAAUUGAAGGUCAUUUAGGUACCGAAUUAACAGAACAAGAAUCUUAUUCACUUACUGAAUUGAAAAGUAAUUAUCUACGUCUUGGAAUUCGACGCUUACCAAUGUUUAGUAAUCAGUAUAUGGGAACAAGGCCAACUUCUAGAAAUCUUUCAAGAGCUGCCAGUACAACAGUAUAUGGUCAAUCUGGACCAUAUUCUAGACUUAAUGCACAACAACCUCAACAGAAACCAGUAAAUGCCAAAGAUAAUAAUGAUGUUGAACCAGAAGAAGUUGAUUACAGUUUUAUGAAUCUACCAGUUCGUGAAAGACGAAAACUUUUUCUUGGUGGAGGUCAACCGCCUAGUAUUCAAAGAGGUUAUCUACAUUCAUUAACAAUGCCAAGAAAAAGAAACGAUGUAAACAAUUUUCAUAAUCGAUAUGAAACUCAAUCGGAAUAUGGUGGAACAGAUCAUAACUUUGGAUGGGAUGCUUCAGUAACACCAGCAUGGGUUAGAGAAAAUCGUACAACCAAUACUAGUGAACCAGUAAAAUCAAGAUCAACUAAAACAUUCAGUUUGUCUACAAUGCCAUCAGAAAAAUCAUUUCAACAGGAAUUCACUCAAUACGUUGCUGGACCACCUUCACCUCGUUACAAUCAGAACCCACCCGCUACUACAAACUAUUUCAAUACUGUGCAACCAAAAUCUAAUUAUAAACAAAACUAUCCUCAAUAUUCUGCAACUAUACAUGUUCAAGAUUCACAUCCAACUGGGAACAUAACAUCUGGACGAGUGUACAAUGGAAGCUCAACACGUAUCCACCCUGCUAAACAAUAUAAUUCAAGUUCAUCACCUGUUAGACCAAUUACACCUUCAUCAGUCUAUCCAUCAUAUAAUUCGUACAAUUCACUAUCGCGUGGUUCCGGCAGAGUUGUACAACCUCUACGUGUAAAUGUAUACAACAGCGAUAAUGCAUCUACGGUAUACAGUCCACAUAGAAAAGUAGAAUGUUCUCCCAACUGGAAUCCUAGUUCACCUAUUUAUCCAGCAUAUCCAGCCUAUAUGGAUAAAUCAAAUCAUGUUGAUAUUCAGCCUUUACGUUAUAGACGAGAGCAAUCUGUUCGACCAGUAACAAUCUAUUCAACAAAUAAUCCAUCAACUAAUACAACAAUUGAAACGAAACAAGUAUGGAAAGCUAUACCAGCUCAGAAUUGGUUAGAUACACAAAGAACAGUACGUAGUGGUACAUUUAUAACUACAACUAAGAAAAUUCCUAGUGGACGACGUCCAGAUAUUAACAAUGAUCCAUCAGGUGUGUCAGAGUUUUAAAAAUCAACAUCUGUUUCGACUUAACAACAAUAACAUUACAUAACUACUUAUAUAUUGUCAAAUAUGAAAUAAAAAAGCAUUUUUACAUUUCUAGUAAUCAAUAUGACAUCGGAGAAUAUUAUAGAAUUAGAAGAGUUCAAUUGAACAGGAAUUGUUCUUCAAUAUAGUAAUUUAUUUCCCAAGAUUACAUCUAGUCAUUUAUUUUACCCUCGUUUUAACGCUAUUUAAAUCAUUAACUAAGAUAACAUAUUUGUUUGCUUCUUUUUGCUUUGAUUUUAACAACAAAUAUAUAAGAUGAUUCUUUUGUUUUGUUUAGUUUUUUCGUUAUGGUUUUCGUCUACAAACACUAAUGAGAUAAAAAAAAGAAAAGUUAAUAAUGAAUUUAUAUAGAAUUAUUAUUAUUAUUAUUAUUAUUAUUAUUAUUAU